Messenger RNA from Neocloeon triangulifer, 1501 nucleotides. RefSeq lists its product as uncharacterized. The coding region runs from base 221 to 1015 and encodes 264 amino acids. The transcript has 6 exons. The record is from RefSeq and is a predicted model, not a curated record. NCBI's taxonomy places the organism in Eukaryota, Metazoa, Arthropoda, Insecta, Ephemeroptera, Baetidae.
UGCAAAGGCGCAAACGUCGCAGCUCCCCCGCCUCGAUUUUCCCCUGCAGCAGCUGCGCCGCGCUCUCAGUUUCACUCUUGCCGAGAAGAAAGGACAAACAGUCAGCAGUCUCGCUCAGACCGUCCUGCACCAGCAGCAGCACCGCUCCACCUUCCUCAGUUUCGUGUUCGCAGGUGCAGCUUCCUAGUUUCCGUCCCACGGCGCGACCUACCCCUCUGCAAUGGUGCCAUCGAAGGUGAUCGUGCUGCUGGCGCUAAUCACGUGUUCCUGCGUCUACGCGGCGCCCCAGGGUCGGCAGUCGCGUCUGCAGCAGCGCCAACAAGACGCGGACGACGAACCUGUGGCGGACGACACCACCGGAUCGACGGACCUUGAAGAGCUGGAGAACGAGAUCGCCGAGGCGGCGGCGGCCAACUUGGCCGCGAGGGCCAUCAAGCUGGAGCAGCGACUCGAGGACGAGAUCCUCGAGGCGGCCGUGCUGAACCUGAAAGACCCGGACGUGGACCGACGUCAGCGACGUAUGCAGGAGCUCGGCGAGAUGGUCAAGCGCGACAAACGCACCGUUCAGGCCAUCACGGGCCUGCUCGGCGCCAGCAGUUCCGCAGCGGGCACUUUCGCACAAGGCGCCGGCCAAGCCAGUUUGACUUUGGCGCAGGGCGCCGGAACCGCGGCCGUGAGUGCUGCUCAGGACAUUGCGGCUCGCGGCUCUUCGGCCACGGCGCUCGUCGGUUCGCUCAUCUCCAGCGUGCUCGGCGCCAGCAGCUCGGCCGCCUCCGGAACGGCCACGGCCAUCGGCUCCCGAGUUCUUGGAAUUGGCGGAGCUGCGGACCCCAAUGCCGCUCCCGCCGACCCUGCCGCGGGUGGUGCCUUCAGCCCCCUCAGAUUGCUCAGUGACUCUGUCUCCGCCGUUCUAAGGGUCAAGUUCUCCAUUUUCCGGACGCUCUUCUCGCUCGUCAGCGGAGUCGCCGCGUCGUCCUCGAGCGCCGCCUCCGGAGCCUCCGGCGCCGCAGCCUAAAUCUGCGCAGACCACCAGACGCGCCCUAGCUCGACCCAGCGCUAAUUUAUUAGAUUCGAUCGAUAUUUGUAAUUAUAACCGCGAUUGUGUCGCUCAGGGCGCUCGUCUCUUGUCCAUCCUCAUCGGCGUUGAUACGAAUUUGUUUUUGCUCAACGCCCAAGUGAUGUGUGUGAUCAAUUUUUACUUAAACUCGCUCCAUUAUCCUCUCAUCGUCGUCGACCCCCGGAGAUGUAAAAUUAUUUAUCUUUAAUUCCCCGCAUUGCAUAGUCAGCCUCGAUUUUUUUUUCAAAUGCUUAUAUAAAUUCAGCUUUCAGUUUAAGGGAGAAAUGUUUGACGCGCACGUAUGUCGACUGUGCCGCGAUGCCAAUGUAUUUAAGUUUUGUUUAAGUUGUCUUUGUAAGAGAUUUUAAGGAGAACGUGAUUUUUUUUUGUUUUUUGAGCAUCAUUAUAAAUAAAUUAACCACUUGUUUUGCUAAAAAAAAAUGA